AUGAAAAUGGCGAGGGCCCUGCUUGUCGCCCUUCUUCUUGUCUCGUGCUUUGUGGCGCUUGGCCUGUCCGGCCGCGCCGAUGCGGCGGCCGAGAGGAAGACCGUCGGUGUCUACGAGCUCAACAAGGGGGAUUUCUCCAUCAAGGUCACCAACUGGGGUGCCACCCUCAUGUCCGUGAUUCUCCCCGACUCGAGAGGAAACUUUGGGGAUGUGAUCCUGGGCUACGAUACGGUUGCUGAAUACAUGAAUGGCACCGCCUACUUCGGAGGGUUGAUCGGCCGCGUCGCCAACAGGAUCGCCAACGCCCGGUUCACGCUGGACGGGAAGGCCUACCGCCUGGUUCCUAAUGAUGGCAAUAACACGCUGCACGGUGGUUACCGGGGAUUCAACAAGGUCAUAUGGACGGUAGAGCAGCACGUCGCCGGCAGCGGCUCCCCCUUCAUCACUUUCUACUACCAUAGCUUCGACGGAGAGCAAGGGUUUCCAGGCGACGUGGACGUGCACGUGACGUACCAACUCUCGAGCCCGCACGUGUUGAGCGUGCGCAUGAACGCGACGGCAUGGGGCAAGGCCACCCCGGUGAACCUGGCGCACCAUGCCUACUGGAACCUCGGCGGCCACGGUAGCGGCAGCGUCCUCGGCGAGGAGGUCCGCCUCUUCGCGUCCCGAUACACGCCCGUGGACGCCGCGCUCAUCCCGACGGGCCGCCUGGCGCCCGUGGCCGGCACGCCGUACGACUUUCGCACGCCGGCCGCCGUGGGCUCGCGCAUCGGCGGCCUACUCAGCCGCGGCGUCAAUGGGUACGACAUCAACUAUGUUGUGGACGGCGGAGGCCUGCGCCCGGUGGCGGUCGUCCGAGACGGCGCGUCCGGCAGGGUGAUGGAGCUGUGGGCGGACCAGCCCGGGCUGCAGUUCUACACGGCCAACGGGCUCAGCGGGGUGAGGGGGAAGGGUGGCAAGGUCUACGGCCACUACGGCGCGCUCUGCCUGGAGACACAGGGGUUCCCCGACGCCGUGAACCGCCCGAGCUUCCCGUCGCAGAUCGUCCGGCCGGGGAAGGUGUACAGGCAUGACAUGGUGUUCAAGUUCUCCUUCUAG
Molecule: messenger RNA, 1098 nt
Organism: Triticum turgidum subsp. durum (durum wheat)
Lineage: Eukaryota; Viridiplantae; Streptophyta; Magnoliopsida; Poales; Poaceae
Source: the annotation of a GenBank genome assembly